CUGUUUACAGUAUCAAGUGAUGACUACUCUUUUUUUAAGAGCGCAAAUGAUCAAAUCUUCGCCAUCAGCUGGCAUCCGACGAUAAAAAAUCUGAUUGUGGUGUACGGCCGUGGACAUUUCUCAUUUUGGCAGUUCGAUGCGCACAACAAGGCGCUUACCAAGAACCUCGCUAUUUUUGAGGGUAGAGAUAAGCCAAAAACAUUGCUUUCAAUGUGUUUCUCGGAGACUGGCGAUGUGAUUACGGGUGACUCAAAUGGAACACUUUCUCUAUGGGAUCCCACUACUUUCAAAACCAGAAAACAGGCUCAUGGAGUACAUCCAGGAGGAGUAUUCGCCUUGUGUGUUAGCCGGAAAGGAACUCUGUUGAGCGCGGGUAAAGAUCGUACUGUAGCCGAAUGGGAGACAACGGAUUUGAUUCGUCGACGGAGACCCGUCGAGCUGCCAGAUGACGCCGGAACGCCGAAAGUAAUUCUCAACUUGGAAGUUAAUCAAAUUGUCGUUGGGACUACUCGUAACACACUUUACCUCGGAGAUUUUGAAGCGAGUUUUGAGGAAAUCGUUGACGGUGACUCUGAGGACGUUACGUGCUGUGUGGCCGUACAAUCCCAUCUCUUCAUCACUGCUAGUGCUGACGGUGGCCUUCGACAGUACGAUUCAUCAACGAAGAAGCGGGAUUGGCGAAAAAAUUACGGGGACGGCAUUACAUGUUUGUCCGUGGAUCAACCAGGUGCUCUGCUAGCGCUAGGCUUCUCUGGCGGAUCAUGGAGCGUCGUGGAUUUGUCCACCAAGGAGACCGUAUUUGAACAAAAAGAAUCGACUCAGCCGAUCACAACAGUUCGAUUCGCCCCUAACAGCAGUCUCCUAUUCGUCGGGACCAAGGUAUUCCAUUUUGAUUAUUUUCGUAUGCUUCGCCGUGAAAGUGUUUCGUUUUAUCGGUGUGAUGAACGAAGAAGAAAGAGGUCAGCAACGACCGGUGAAUUAGUUGAUCACGCUAGUGUCCGUGACGUGGAAUGGGCUUCUUGCAACUGUCGAAUUUCGUACGAAACCGGUUGUUUGGCUCACUCUGUUGAAGGUUCGUUAGAAGCGGCUUCACUCUAA
This is a messenger RNA of Cooperia oncophora, 1098 nucleotides long. The record is from the annotation of a GenBank genome assembly. Lineage: Eukaryota; Metazoa; Nematoda; Chromadorea; Rhabditida; Trichostrongylidae.